CUGGAGGCCAAGGUAGGGCAGGACUCUGUUCAGGCCUCCUGUAUAAUAUAAAGAUCUGCUGUCUGGUUAGGACUCAAGUAAAAUAGUUCUUCUGAGUUUUUUGAAAAUAGCUGUGUUCGUGUAAGACAACACCGAGGGUACAUUAACCCAGUGUCAGCCUGCCAGCUUGUUGAACUACCGGUUCGACAUGAAGGUUAAACCAAAUAUAGAAAAAUAGCUACUGGUUUAAAGUUACGUUGCAGGGCUUACUGGCCGAUGCAUAUUUUAUUAUUUAGUAUUACAAGCCAGUAACAGUUAUACAUAUAUGAUAUUUAAAUGAAAAUUACAAACAGAUAUAAACACAACGAUGAAGAAAUGUGUUAUAUAAAUUCAAACGGAACGUUCUACAUUAAACAAACCGAGAAACUACAUAUAUUAAUAUAUACAAAUGUGAAAAAAGUACGAAAACACAUCUAUUGUGUCGGCCGCAUGACGUCAUCACCCAGCGCCCAUCCAGCGGGACAACCGUGGCAUUUGAAACAACCGCAUCUGCAGCUGCACUGAAAAGAGGCUCUUUUUGCACCGCGAUCUCCGUCUACAGAGAGAUCCAAAAUGAUCGACACGAUCGAGAAGGAGGACCCGGUCAUCAGCGAGGAGGAGGCGGCCCAGUACGACCGCCAGAUCCGUCUGUGGGGGCUAGAUGCACAAAAGAGAUUACGAGGGUCCCGCGUGCUCCUGGCAGGUUUAGGUGGUCUGGGGGCUGAAGUGGCCAAGAACUUAAUUUUGGCUGGAGUUAAAGGGCUCACUUUGCUGGACCAUGAAAAGGUGUCGGAGGAGUCAUGUCGAGCCCAGUUCCUGGUUCCAGUGACGGCUCGGGGUCAGAAUCGAGCCCAGGCCUCCCUGGAGCGCGGGCAGAACCUCAACCCGAUGGUGAAGGUCCUCGCAGACCAAGACCGAGUCGAAGACAAGCCAGACGACUUCUUCCUGCAAUUCGAUGCGGUGUGUCUGACAGGCUGCUCCAGAGACCUGAUGGUGCGGGUCGACCAGCUCUGUUCUAAGCACAACAUCAAGGUCUUCUGUGGGGACGUCUAUGGUUACUAUGGCUACAUGUUCUGCAACCUCGGAAAAGAGCACAACUACGUUGAGGAGAAACCCAAACUGGUGAAACCAACUGGAAACGACGGCCCAGAGGCGAAGAAGGCCAAAGUCGACCCCAACGAGACCACCAUGGUGAAAAAGACGGCCAGCUUCUGCCCUCUGAAGGAAGCUCUGGAGGUCGACUGGACAACUGAGAAGGCCAAAGCCGGGAUGAAGAAGACGCCAGUGGACUACUUCAUGCUUCACGUUCUGUUGAAGUUUCGCACCGACAAAGGCCGCGACCCCGACCCGCAGUCCUACCCGGAGGACAGUCGGCUCCUGAGGCAGAUCCGAGACGACGUCCUGGAGGCCUUGGAAGUGAGCGCCGACCUCCUGAAUGAUGACUUCAUCAGCUACUGCUUCUCUGAGAUGUCUCCGGUGUGCGCAGUCGUGGGAGGAGUUCUGGGACAGGAAGUUGUCAAGGCUCUCUCCCAGCGAGACCCUCCUCACCGGAACUUCUUCUUCUUCGACGGUCGUAAAGGCAACGGCGUGGUCGACUACUUUGGACCAAACUAAACCGUUUUACACACCGUGAAGUCCAGCAGAUGUCUUUUCAUUAGUUUGUCCUGUCAGAUUAUUUAUACCGGUUCUCGUUCCACUACUCUUAAAGUUAGUCUGUUGUUUAAAUGUUUUGGGUAUUUGAUCUUUGUUUUUUACAUUUGCUAAUAAAACAUUAAGUGAAAUGU
Messenger RNA from Cyclopterus lumpus (lumpfish), 1802 nucleotides. RefSeq names its product SUMO1 activating enzyme subunit 1 (gene sae1). The transcript is spliced from 9 exons. The record is from RefSeq and is a predicted model, not a curated record. Bases 592 to 1632 code for a protein of 346 amino acids. Gene Ontology annotation, molecular function: SUMO activating enzyme activity. Gene Ontology annotation, cellular component: SUMO activating enzyme complex; cytoplasm. Lineage: Eukaryota; Metazoa; Chordata; Actinopteri; Perciformes; Cyclopteridae. Gene Ontology annotation, biological process: protein sumoylation.